AUGAGCUUCCCAACUAGCAGUAUCGAAUUCUGUCCCGUCCGGACAAACAUCGACUGGUCCCAAGUCCAGUUCUCGGAUUAUCCUAAUCAAGAAGUGCAGGUAGCGGACUACUCCAAGGUUGAGUACUUUCAACCUUCUGACUCCGAUGAGGAGCAGAGUGAUGAAGCCGGCCACCACUCCAACGGCCAAAAUGGACACGCUGCUGACGGCGGUAAUGUAAGCGGAGGCGAUGGCCUCGCCUCUCCCACAUCACCUGGCGAUGGCACAGCGCCUAUCAGCAGCAAGACGGCCAAGAACAAGGCCAAGAAGGCAAAGCAGAAGGCAAAGGAGAAGGCAAAGAAGGCCGCUGCUCUUUCCGGGGAGUCCACCCCGUUGGAGACACCAAUGACGCCCUUGUCGCCUGUCUCGCCCACCGGCGAGUUUGGCGAGGGUGACCAGGCGGCUACUCCCAAGAGCAAGAGCAAGAAGAAGAAGAAGAAGUCCAAGUCCAAGAACAGCCUGGAUUCUGCCCCUACUUCUCCACCGCCAGAGCUUGCUUCUACCGAGCCGAGCAGCAUUCAACAGCCGCAAUCCAACGUUCAAGAAACGGAAGCCGCCCCGGAGCCCGUCCAGGAGGCCGUUGCGGAACCCACUUCAGCCUCAGAGCCCGCACCAGCCUCAGAGCCUGCCCCAGCCCCUGAGCCGGUGAAAGACGUGACGGAGGACGCCCCCGCUCCUCCCGCUGAAGCCCCCAAGGCCGUGGAGCCGGAGCAGCUCGAUCAGAGCAGCUCGAUAGCGGUGGAACCCACCAGUGAACCCAAUUUGGACAGCACCGCCCCCAGCGCGUCUGAGCCAGUUCCUGAACAGGCUCAGACCAACGGAGAUGGCUCUGGUCCGGUGGAAUUGAGCAACGGCACCGCUGGUGCCGAAGAGCUGCAAGAGGCUGUCCCCGAGGCCGCCCCUGUGGCUGGCCCCGAGCCGGCUGCGGACCCGGUCGAGCCCCUGGAGACGAAGGAGGAUGCGGCUCAGCCUAUUGAGGCGAAGGAGGAGGCCCACGAGCCGAAGGAGGACGCUACAACCUCGAAUGUCGUCAGUGACGGCCCAUCCUCAACUUCCGCGGAGGAGCCGACCAACAGCGACGGAUUGCAGCAGCCCGCUCAAGACUCGUCGAGCCUCGAUGUCAGAGACGAGGCCGCUCCGGCUCCUGAGGAGGCUAGCGAGGCCCCCAAGGAGGUCGAGGCUUCCGAGAGCAAAGAUGACGCCAGCCCCUUGAGUGACGAACCUAGUCGACCGACCGAGAGCAGCCAAACUGGAGAAGUUCAAGAAGAGGUCGGCCCCUCAACUAGCGAGACCAACGAAUCCGCUGAGGAACCCGAGAUCGUUCAGAGCCAAGAGUCAAGUGGAAUCUCCAGCGACGUGGCGGAACCCCAACAGGUUGCAAAUGGUGUUGCAACCAAAGCAGAGGUCCCUGCCGCAGUUGAAGAGGCAUCCGCUGCAGUCGAAGAGGCGCCUGCUGCAGUCGAAGAGGCGCCCGCUGCAGUCGAGGCGGCCCCUGCUGCAGUCGAAGAGGUCAAAGAAGCCGAUAAUCCGGUCUCGGAUGUAACGGAGGACAUCCAGGAAACACCCGUACCCGAGGAAGAGGUCUCCGCGAAAGAGACCGAGCAGACUGCCGCCCCGACAUCAUCCGAGGUCACAGAGAAGCCAUCUGAGACUCCGGUUGACGUCCAAGAGCAGCCCGUCAACACGGAGAGCGAGCAGGCGGCGCCAAUCAGCUCCGGGGAGGCCGAAUCUCCGUCGAUUGAGCAAACGCCAUCGGCGGCCCCUCUCAGCACCGACCAGCCUCAACCCGCGGACAGCGUCACGGAAGACAGCAAGCCGGAAGUCGCCGAUACCACUGCGCCAGCGAGUGAGCAGCCGUCCGAGCCUAUAGCACACAACGACGACUCUACACCGGCCGAACAGGCUCCCGUGCCCGAAUUUGCAGGCCUAGAAACGAAGGAAUCCUCCCAAGAUGAGGUUGCUGAGUCGCAGCCGCCGAGCAGCGACCAGAAGGAUGACAGCUCACCGGCCCAAGUCGAGCGAGCAGUCUCCCCGGCACCUGUCGAGCCUUCAACUAUCAGUGAGGAGCCCAAGGAGGACAGUAGCGCUCAAAAGGUCGAGGCAGUUCAAGAAGAGAGUGUCGAGAGCCCAGCACCUGUCUCCGAGGACGCUCAACGGAGCGUUGUUGAAGAAAGUGCCCCAGCGGAAAGCGUUCUCCAGGACGAUCAAGUCGCGAAGAGCGUUCCAGCCAGUACGGACUCGCCUGUCGAUUCCGAAACGGUUCCAAGCGUUCUGCCGGAAAGCACAUCCACUGACGUCGAGCCUACAACGGACAUCCACAACUCAGAGGAACCUACUUUGCCUAGCACUGCCGAAAGCGCUCCAGUCGAAGCUGUCAUCGAGAGCAUUCCCACUGCUCAAGAGUCCACUGCGCCCCCAAGCGAGCCCGCCGCCGUCGCAUCCCCGGCUGAGGAGCUCGAAGUGAAGGCCGAGGAAAUCGCUGGAGUAUCAGAGGCCCCCGCUGUCGAUGAAAAGCCGGCUUCCGAACAACCAGCAGUCAGACAGGACUCGCCCGCCAUUGAUGAUACACCCGCCGUUGAGGACACACCCGCCGUUGAGGGCACACCCGCCGUUGAGGAUACACCCGCCGUUGAGGACACACCUGCUGUCCAUGACUUGACCACGGAGAGCAGCAGUUUGCAGGCUCCUAACGACAGCAGCGUGGGCGGACCUCAAAUCGAAGAGGCUAAAGAAGCCGUGGAGGUGGCACCUGCCAGUGUCGAAGAGGCCCCAGUCACCGGAGACAAGGAAGCAGAGACACCGCAAAAAGGAAGCGAAGAGGAGGCUGCGCCCCUACUGGCCGAUGCGAGCGCCUCCGAGCCUCAGCCUGAGGCGGAAAAGGCCGCGGACUUGCCCGCUCAGACCGACGACGCAAUUGUCGAGAAAGCUGUGGAAUCGAGCCCACUAGGCGCCAGCGAUGCCCAAGAGAUCAGCUCUGAAGCGCCCGUGCCUCAGAGUGAAGUCUUGGAGAAGACGGAGCCCGAGCAUACUUCCGUGGACAGCCCCGUGGUUGACAGCUCUUCAGCCCCCAUCGAAACUCCCCUUCAGUCAGGAGAGCCUGAGGUCCAGCCUGAGGUCAAGGAAGACGUCAAGGAAGACGUCAAGGACGAGGUCAAGGAUGACGUCAAGGACGAGGUCAAGGAAGACGUCAAGGACGAGGUCAAGGAUGACGCUCAGCCUGAGGCCCAGCCGGAGGCCCAGCCGGAGGCCCAGCCGGAGGCUCAACCAGAGGCUCAACCAGAGGCUCAACCAGAGGCUCAAUCAGAGGCCCAGCCGGAGGCCCAGCCGGAGGUUAAAGAAGAGGCUAAGGACGAAGUCAAGGAUGAGGUUCAGCCAGAGGCUCAGCCAGAGGUCCAGCCCGACGUCAAGAAUGACAUCCAGCCUGAGGCCAAGGAUGAGGCCAAGGAUGAGCCCGCGGUUGAGGAGGACAAGGUCGAGGUGACUGAGACCGAAACUGCGCAAGGAAACGACGCGGGAAGCAAGCUUGAGGACGCGGUUCCUGCACCAGAGAAGGAUGUCGCCGAGGCUCCUGCUGAGGUAUCUGAGCCGCAGCCUAGCCCGAAAACAGAAGGUGUAUCAGAGCCAGAACCUCAACAGGCGGAAGCGGAACUCGACAAGCCAGUAGAGACACCAGCGCCGAUCACCGACUCACAGCCCGAGCAGGACGAGCAGCGCGAGAUUCCGCGAACAGGCGAAGACCAGCCGCAGCAGCAAAUCCCCAGUGACGAGCUCAAGGAGCCUGCCGUGGCUUUGGAGGACGGAACGGCGGACAAAGGUGAGGUCCCCCCAAUUGACGAUAUCCAUGAUGUGAAGAGCCAUGUUGCUUCAAAUCUUGUCGACGAAAAUCUGCCUGCCGUGGAGGAAAUCCAAAGCCGUGAUGUUUCAGCCGAGAACACGAACAUCCAAUCCCAAAUCGAGGAGAACAUCAACACUGAUGUGGGCGCGGAAGCUGUCCCAGUUACGACUGCGGACGACCCGUCUAAUGAUAAUGACUUAAUGACGUCAAACGACACUAUCAACCCAAUACCCAUUCAGACGAGCAUCGAAACGUCCGUUGUCGAAGCUUCAAGUCCUGUAGAGGACCAACUGGCAACAUCAGACGCCACUAGGCAAGCGCUUGAGGACGAAGAUCCGAGCAGCAACAGCCACGAUGUCCCAUCUUCCGAGGUCGUCAUCGAUUCCGGUAUUGCACAAGAGACAGCCGAGGAGGAGGCUCCACGAGAGGCUGUCCUAGAUGCUAGCAACAACACCCAGGGUGUGGAGCAGCAAGAGCAACAAGAUGCUCCCGUCACUCGGUCUAGCGCUGUUUCUGAGGAGUCCAACGAUAUCCCGGCUGUCGCAGCUGGCGCUUUGGCAGCUGGCUCGUUGUUGGUCGCCCCUGCGGUGGUGGAAGCUGCCGGCGCUCCUAGCCAAGAUGACAUCCAGAGCUCUCAGGACAACGUGGUCCGGGAUAUUUCUGAGGGUAUUCCCAGCGAGCCUUCAGCUCACGAUCUCCCCCCUCGCUCCCCCUCCCCUACCCCCGAUGCUGCUACGACUGUUGAAUCCUCCAAGUCUCCAUCUGCCGGGUCACAGUACGGCACUAUCACAUCAGAUCAACAAGAACAGCAAGCCGUUCAAAGUAAUGAAUUGCGCGAGCGUUCUACUGCCAGUGGUGCCGAAUCUUCAGCCAAGUCUUCUAAGCAGGACAUCGUGGUGAAGGAUGAGGUUUUGGCCAAGCCAAUCGCUGCAUCUACAACACCAGGCAAGCUUACCAUCCUUGCGUCCCUGGCCCUCGAUAUCCUUGAGUCGCCUGAUGAGCCAGAGCCCGUGAGUGCAGACGACAGUGGCCCGGUCGUCGUGCAGGAGGGCGUAAUUUCUGGGCCUGGGGUUGGGGAUGAAGAUCGGGGAGAUCGUGAUAGUGAAGUCGUUGUGGAAGAUGCUGACGAAAAGGAGAUCGCCACAAAAUCUGGUCUCGAGGAUGUUUCUCAGCCAGUAAUCGAAGACUCAAAUGACUUCUGCGGGCCGCCGAGUUCACCAAUAGUCUUACAACCAGUCGAUGAGGAUCCCGCCAUUUUUUCAAGCGAACAGCAGUUAGACCCGAGCACCGAAACGACACAAAUGCCACAAGAUGGCGAUUCCGAAUCUAGUCGAGUUUUGGAGCAACACACCGAACCGCCACCAGUACCGCAAGUCGAGCCUGGCAAACUGGGAGAAGAAUCCUCCACAACCCAGUCCGAGAAAGGUCCCGAGGACGACGCGUUGCCUGAACAACUUAUUCCCGAAGACAAAACAUCCAGCGAACCCCAGCAACAGCGUUCAUUGACCCCUGAUAUCAUCGAGAAUUCACAGAUUGGGUCCAGUGUCGAAUCUCCGCCUAGCUCGACUGAGAACCAAUUGCCGGAAUUCCUUCUCGUUGCACCAUCCGUGUCUGAUCAAAAUCUGAAAGAACCUGAGCAAGUCGACGAGCUUAUCGUCGACUCUUUGGGUGCCGAACAGCCCAGCGUCGAAGAGACUAGCGUUGAGCAGCCCAGCAUUGAAGAGCCAAGUCCUGGCAGCCCGAUACUUGUUCCUUCCACAGCCAACCAGCCUAAUCCUGCACUCGGGAUAGACUCUCCAUCCUCAGAGGACGCUUUGAAUGGCCAGGAAGAAAAGGUGGCCGAGCCUGUGCUCGCAGAGUUGCUCAAAGAACAAGAAGAUUCUCCCAGUCUGGAACCAAGCACGGUAGACCGGGCAGGACCGGAGAGCCUGGUCCCCCUCGAUGAGACAACUUUGGACAAAUUCCGCAGCUCAGAAGAACUCAAAGAAAACGAUGGUGGCCCUCGCUCCGAACAAUUGGACAAUGUCGAAAACCUGCAAGUCAUAGAUAGUGUGAAUUCAGAACAAGCAGAUGACUCGGAAGGCGUUCAACCUGGACUCAGCCUCGGACAAGACGGCCAAGAGGACACUGUCUCCCACACGCAGCCACUGGAAUCGAGUCUUGUCACGGAAUCUACUCAAUCCUCCGGCGGAUCUGUCAAUAUUACACCCGAUCUUCCCCUCGAUCAGGUAGAGAACGAACCAGCUGCCCUGUCAUCCUCCACUCAGUCCGGUGCUGACCCGAGCAACGACACGGAGCUUACUAAAACAUCACCUGUUGAUGCGCCAAGCGACACCGUUGAUGCACAAAACGACUCCCACCAGGUCGAGAGUGCCCAAGCUGUCGGCGAGAUGUCUGGAAGCGACACGAUAGACAUCUCUGAUGAAGUGGACCGAGACUUACUCGGGGGAGAAUUGUCACAAAACGAACAGGACGCACCUGGACCCUCGCUGGAAUCUUCGGACGUCUUGCCUAUAGAUGAGCAACCUCCCGCGGUGACAGAUCCAGCGGAUAGCGGUGAAACUCAAGUCCUGGACGGAUUGGAGGCAUCGCGUCAAGCAGAAACUGAUGACACCAACGAUGCCCUGGUCGUUAGCUCCAAAACCAGUCUCGAAGAGUUGCCACCAAGUACUACAGAGGAAGCACCAUCCGGCGACUCAUCACAACCACAACUUGAUACCGCCACCAACGAGGAACUCGCUUUAGACCGAAUCGUGGCAGAUGAUCAAGCCGCAGAUGUGGAAGGAACAAGUCCACCAGGCUCUUCCACUCCAAAUCUCGAGAGCCCGGAGCCAAGCGCCGAUCUGGAGCAAGGCCAAGGCCAGGAUGAAGGCCCCCAAGGCAUUCAGGAGGUGAAGGACAACGUGGAUCAAGCUGUAGCCCACACUGAUGACUUUGGUGACAACUCUCAACCGAAAGGUGAUCUCGAAACAUCAUCGGUGCUCGAAGGGGAGCCUGUCGUUCCCAGCCAAGAACAAAGCCAAGACAUCUCUGGAGGCAUCGAAGCCGACACACAACCUGGUGCAUCUUCCCAAGGAAUGGUCGAUCAGUCCUCAAGCGAGCCUGAGGCUGUCAUCGAGCCUGAGGCUGCCAUUGAACCUGAGGCUGUGGUCGAACCCGAGGUUGUCGUCGAACCUGAGGCUGCUAUUGAAUCUGAGGCUUUAGUUGAACCUCAGGCUAUGGUCGAACCUGAGGCUAUUGUCGAACCUGAGGCUGUCGUUGAAUCUGAGGCUGCCGUCGAACCUGAGGCUGUCAUCGAACCAGAUUUGCACAUCUCAAGCAGCGGCCACAACUCUGGACAUACUACCCCGAAACAACUUCCAGUUUCGAGCGAAGGCGAGGAAUCCUCCCAUGAUCUCGAAGGCCAGAACGCGCGCAACCCACCAACGGACCAGCGAGGAGAUCAUGUCGAGCUUGUGAAAGGGCCAGACAGUAUCGUUGACCAAGAUGGACUACAGCAAGAUGAAAAUGAAGCUCCUGGACAGUCUGUCCCUGAACCCGCCGUUGAACCUCAUGAAGAUGAGUUACCCCAGGACCAAAUCGUUUCGGAGGAUGCUGGGAUAGAUGGCCACGGUUCCAAAGAGCAAGAUUCAACUCAGGAGGUCGCUACACAAGAUUCUGUCUCUCAGGACAUCGACCAGCCACCUGAAAUGCCACUGGAGUCCAGCGUAGACCCGAUCAUCGACGGAAAACGUUCGACCGAGUCUCUCCCGCAUCAACCGGCCGAGCAGACAUCCGAGGAUGAUAACGAUAUCAAAAAUGCCGGGAUUGCCGCUGCCACUGCUGCCGUUGCUGGAAUCGCUGUUCACGAGCUCGUGUCGAGCAAGGAUGAUGUCGGAGACGACCAAAUAGCUGUUUCUGGGCCCACAGACGACGUCCAACGGCCUCGUACAGCUGACAAAGCUACUGGUACAUUGGAAAAAUCAGCACCAGAUCAGAAUGACCUCGAGGUGCGUUCGAUCUCAUCAGCUGCCCCCGACAGCCCUGAGGAAGUCUCAUCGCAACAACCACUGUCUGAGUCAUUCACAAUCGUCGAUCCACCAUCGACGAGUGAGCAGGAGCAGGCCAUUCUAGACUCGAGCGAAAAACCAGUACUCCUGAGCCGCGUUGAUUCAUCGACUCAAACUGAUGAGCUCUGGCGCCCUAAGACACCUCUGCCUAGGGGUAGCACUCCUGGGAUAGUGUUGCCGGACCCCAAUGACAAGGAGGUCAUUGGCAGGAGCCGAGCUAGGAGUGCCAGGAGAAUGAGCAGACAGAGUGUCCAACAGGCAGAAGAGGUUGUCGCUGCCGCAGUCAUCAUUCGCGCAGCGGCCGACACGCUUGGUGAAACCAGCGAUCGGAUGGCAGAUCACGUCAAGGAUUUGAAGCAACAUGGAGAAACAACCGCUCCUUCGAAUUUGCAGGUUGAUGGGAGGGGCAAGGAGUCUUCAAAGACAGAUGACAGGCUUCCGAGGUCGCCACGCUCAAGAGAACACCGGGCCAGUCACUCUUCGCGAUCUAGCCGCCCGAGCACACGUGAAGAUGGCACCACGAGGUCCUCGCACCACCGUCACUCUUCUCACAGGCAUCGUGCGGACGGUGAGCGGGAGUCUGAGCAGGUUCCGCGCACACCGCCUAGGCAUCAAGACACGGGUGAGAGCGCACAUGGCAGCCAUAGCUCCCGCUCUCGGCGCGAGCGCACACCUCAAGAACAAGCCGAGCAUGAGAGGCGAAAGGAGGAGCGCCGGCUCGCACGGGAGAAGGACAAGGCGAAGACGGACUCACCAGUCGCGGAGCCCAAGGGCAAGGAAGUUGAGGCACCGCCGUCGGCCGACCGCUCUCACCGGAGCUCUCGGCGCCACAGCUCCACUCGCCACAGCGUUGCGUCGCCCUCCAACACCGCCCGGACCGAAGCGUCUACUGCUGCGCCAAGCAAGAAGUUCUUCGACAUGAAGAACGGCCAGAGCGUGAUGGGCUCCAGUUUUGGCGGCCCUCUCACGGCCGAUACCGCCUCUACAAGUACCAAAGACAAGGACACCAUCUCGUCCUCUCGCCGCUCCAAGGAGGUCACCCGCCCACCACCAGUCGAGCUCAAACGCUCCAGCACCACGCGUUCCAGCAAGGGCGUGCGGCGCUCGCUUGAUCAGUCUAACGCGAAGCUCCAGAAGGCUCGCGAGCAGGAGUCCACGAAGGCGGCCAAGGAAAGCAAGCCGCGCAGGGAUGACAGCAGCUCUCCUGCCCCGGCGGAUGCAAAGAAGGCGAAGGACGACGACAAGCACCGCAAGUCGAGGCUAGAGAAGCGCGAGAAGGAGGACAAGGACGAGAAGAAGAAGAGUUCUGGCGGUCUGAAGGGCAUGUUCAAGAGGCUCUUCUCGAAUUAA
Molecule: messenger RNA, 9273 nt
Organism: Diaporthe citri
Lineage: Eukaryota; Fungi; Ascomycota; Sordariomycetes; Diaporthales; Diaporthaceae
Exons: 5
Coding region: 1-9273 (3090 amino acids)
Source: RefSeq, a predicted model, not a curated record